UGCGAUUAAUCACACCUUAUCUGAACCAGACUACAGAUAACUGCCUCAUGCGAAAUCAUAAGAGAUGAGCAAUCCAUCCUCUCACAUGUAACGUCAUUACAUUCAUGCAUGUAUCACUACCGGCUAAUUCUGUUUACUUUUUCAUGCAAUUUGGGUAAGAUCAUGAAGAACUCCACGCCAGAAAUAUUUAGUGAGCCAUUGACAUUGACUUCCGUGCAUAUUUACAAAUGUAUAUAAGCAAUCCAGAUCUGUCGCUUGAGAACAGUUAGUGAUCAACCGUGUUGCAAAAUUCGACAGAAAGUUUCUCACAAAAAUUCACAUAUCCAUAUACCGUUAAUAUUUGGCAGAUAAUAAUACACGAUGGCGUCAUCCAGUAAACUGCAGUUUUUCGUCACCCACCUGAUCAUACUCAUAGUAAUUAUUUCACCCACCACGACCUCAUCACGUAUUAGACGAGGUGCCCACACCAAUUAUCUUCAGGAUACCGAAGUGUACACCGAAUUUUCGCAAUGGGGAGAAUGGCAAGAACUCGGAAAUCCAGAAAGGGUCUCGCCCAACCUUAAUUGCGACCCAGCCUCACCUGUAAACUGCAAUUUAACGCAGUCUUUCAAAUUGUCAACGUCUUGGAGUUGGAAGAUUGGUGGGAAUCUUGGGCAAGAUAUUAAACCCUUGAAAACUGCGAUGCGUCGAAGUCAUGGUUGGACUAAAAGUGCAGAGAUAAGCAGCACCAUGACAUGUGAGACUGAGCCGGGUGAAAUUACGUGGGUCAUGUUUCAGCCCAGAUACACCGUUAUUCAUGGUUACGCCAAAAAAUACAAGAUGCAACGAGAAUGUGCAUGGUUCCGGUGUCAGGAGAAGAAAUUGUACUUUGCCGAGGGUCAGGUCACUGUGAUGGACGUCGUCAAAGAUUCUGAUGGGCGGUUGGACGGGCGUGCGUAUUGUGUGACACGUAGUUGAUGAGUUAUCAGAUGUAGGAUAGUAAAUUGGUUAACCUAAAGCUAUUUAUUUAUAUUUUUAUAAAAUGUGCAGUGCUACUGAUGCAAACAAUUAAUGUACAAAUUCAUACAAUUAUUUUAGCUCAAUUUUUCACUUAUUGAGUUUCUACAUAGAAGUUUAAUAUUUUUGU
Messenger RNA from Folsomia candida, 1126 nucleotides. RefSeq lists its product as uncharacterized. The record is from RefSeq and is a predicted model, not a curated record. Bases 361 to 957 code for a protein of 198 amino acids. Lineage: Eukaryota; Metazoa; Arthropoda; Collembola; Entomobryomorpha; Isotomidae. The transcript has 2 exons.